Molecule: messenger RNA, 865 nt
Organism: Olea europaea var. sylvestris
Lineage: Eukaryota; Viridiplantae; Streptophyta; Magnoliopsida; Lamiales; Oleaceae
Exons: 3
Coding region: 78-683 (201 amino acids)
Biological process (GO): triglyceride biosynthetic process
Cellular component (GO): plasma membrane
Molecular function (GO): diacylglycerol O-acyltransferase activity; long-chain-alcohol O-fatty-acyltransferase activity
Source: RefSeq, a predicted model, not a curated record
UGAUGUUUUUAUAAAUAUUUCAACAGACUAUAAAUGGUGUUAUAUGUGGAGUAAUUUUCUUGGGGACUAGAUUAUACAUGCAAGAGGUGAAUAAUGAGCAGAAGAAUGCAGAUUCCACUUCAUUGGUGUUGCUCAAUACCAGAAACAUUGGUGGCUACAAAUCUGUGCAGGAGAUGGUGAAAACAGAUGCAGAGUCACCGUGGGGGAACCAAUUUGCCUUUAUUCAUGUUUCUCUCCCACAUUUGACUGAAAACGACUUAACAAAUCCUCUAAACUUUGCACUCAAAACACAAGAAACUAUAAUGAGGAAGAAAAACUCGGCAGCAGUACUUCUCACGGGAAAAUUACUUGACGCGGUUAGGAGGUAUAGAGGACCUGAGGUGACUGCUAAAUACAUUCAUAGCACGCUUAAGAACACAAGCAUGACAGUAUCAAACGUGAUUGGACCAGUGGAAAGAAUGGCUUUGGCAAAUCAUCCUGUUAAAGGCUUGUACUUCAUGGUUGUUGGGGUUCCUCAGAAUCUUACAAUAACUAUGGUGAGCUACAUGGGACAGCUGAGGAUUGCAGUGGGAACAGAAAAUGAGCUAAUAGAUCCUCUCAAGUACAAAUCUUGUGUUGAAAAUGCCUUUGAUAUAAUGUUCAAAGCCGCCACUGCGGCAACUCCGCCGCCAAAAAAUAUAUGAGAUUUCUAUUGCUUUACCAUAAUUCAUAUUUUCCCUUUUUAUUUAAUAGGUUCUCUUUUAUGAUGGCAGUUUUACUUUCUUUUCUUCCUUUUAGCCCUUAAUUUUAUGCAUUUUCACAUGAUCAAAAUUAUAGUACUUUACGAAUUACAAGGAUUGAUAUUGGAAUAAUAUUCUUUGCAUCA